AUAUCUAGUAUAUUUUAUAUAUAUUUUUUUAUAUAUUAUAUAUCUAUUUUUAAUACUUUUCCCUGCCUAGCAGGAGCACAGACUGCUGCUCCGGGCGCCCUGUGCUGCCCUGACCUGUGCCUUUGCUCAGUCCCCGCAGAGUUUGGCGCCCGGGUGUACCAAGGAGUGCGAGUGAAGCACACGGUCAAGGACCUGCUGGCUGAAAAGCGCUCCCGGCAGGGCAGCGGCUCCCGCUGCAGCGGCAGCACCAGCACAGCACAGUCGCCCUUCAGCCAAAUGCCAGGCUCGCCCACCACGGCUGGUUACUACGGCGGCCGCAGAUCCUUCCCGGCCGAGCUGGAUUUCCACAGCAGCAAGCAGUUUGUCAGCGAUGUCUACCCCUCCCCUCUGGGCUCCAAACCCUUCUCCUGUGACCCCUCUGCCUCCCAGGGCUACCCAGCCCUCCUGGAGCCCUAUCUCAGCGAGCAUUUCGGGGAUCACCGUGCUCCUCCUCCUCUCCCAGCUGCCACCAGCUCCUUCUUCAGCACCGCGGCCGUGCCCCCUCUCCUGCCAUCCUUCCCCAGCGACACGGGGCACCUCCUGCUCAGAGAGGCCUGGGAGCAGACCUCACCCGAGAGCCUCGGCCAGCCGGACAGUGCCUGCCCAGAGCCGCUGCAGCCGCUCCCUGCCAGCUCCAGCUGCCUCUCCCUGCCCGACCCCGGAGCUGCUUCCCCGUUCCGAGGCUCAGGCUGGACCCCAGGCCUCCCUGGAGCCCAGCCCUACCCUCUGCACCCCUUUGAAGAUGCCCACUACUCGCCCAGCUACGCCGCCACCUCGCCCUACGGCUUGUCCCCGUUGGUGGCCAGCGAGCCCUCCAGGAUGAGCCACCCGUGCUCCCAGCAGCCCCCAGAGCCACCACACCUUCCCGAGCACUCUGCCUGGCCUAAAGAGGAUGGAAGUGCCCUCUGGGGGACUUAUGAAGGCAGGAGAACUUACUGA
Messenger RNA from Lonchura striata (white-rumped munia), 978 nucleotides. It is a transcript of the gene POU2AF2, whose product is annotated as POU class 2 homeobox associating factor 2. The record is from RefSeq and is a predicted model, not a curated record. NCBI's taxonomy places the organism in Eukaryota, Metazoa, Chordata, Aves, Passeriformes, Estrildidae. Gene Ontology annotation, cellular component: nucleus. Gene Ontology annotation, molecular function: sequence-specific DNA binding; POU domain binding; transcription coactivator activity.